AUGUCUCUGAUGUCAGAGAUAGAUUUCGAAACCGUAAGCGUACCAGUGCGUCCUCUCUGGGUUCGUCUGCAAGGAGGCAAGCGACCUCUGGUGGCGGGUCAGAGCACUGAACUAGUCUGUCAAUCCGUCGGCGCUAGACCGAAGCCAACUAUAUCCUGGUGGAAGGGAGGUACCAGACUGAAGACUGUUAGAGAAACUACGUCAGGUGACGGCAAUAUGACCAGCAGUAUACUGACCUUCGUGCCGAGCAUCGAUGACGCGGGCAGAGUGCUGUCCUGCAGGGCAGUUCAGCCAUCCCUACCGCACUCCACGCACGAAGACGGUUGGAAGAUGGAAAUACAACAUUUACCAGUAGUCAAACUGGAACUUGGCGCCAAUUUGGACGCGAGUAAAGUUGUGGAGGGGUCAGACGUAUAUCUAGAUUGCAGGGUGCGCGCAAACCCUUGGCAUACACAUGUAUACUUUACACACAAUGGUGCUGUAGUGAAACCAGGUCCAGGAGUUCUCCUGGCCAAUCAGAGUUUGGUUUUGCAGCACGUGUCUAGAAAGGCGGCCGGAGCGUAUGUAUGCUCGGCAAGAAACAUACUCGGUGAAGGGUCCAGUGAUAAUCUGAUGCUAGAUGUCAAGUAUUCACCUACUUGCAAAUCUUCACAACCAAUAGUGUUAAGAGCUGCCAGAGGGGAGUUGAUCGACAUAGAAUGUGACCUGGAUGCUAACCCUAAGAUCGACCUCUUCGAUUCCAUCUAUGGGGAAGGUCUGAGCCCCAGCAGUGAGGACGUUGAUAAAGUAAUCAUGAUAGUGAUAAUAUCAAUAGAUAGACCAUUAUUAUUCCAUGCGGAGAGCUUCCGUGAGAAGAACACUUUACAAUAUUUAAAGAAAAGGAAAAGGAAAAUUUGGACAAUACCAACUUUCAUCGUCAAGUCAUUGAGCCACCGUUGCACAAAUCUUGUGGCGAAUCCCUUACCGUCUAAUGAUGAAACUCUAGAGAUUCGCGAAUCGAUGUUGUAUCAUUGGUGGUUCAACAGUUCAGCGCACUCCAAGCAUGAGCUCACAACUUCAUCAUCUACAACCAAUCAAAACAAUCCAGGAAUGUUCACGUACAUGGUGAAUACGUCAUCAGACUACGGGUGGGUCCAGUGCUCCGGUACCAAUAGUGUUGGUAGACAGACAAAAGCUUGCCUGUUCCACAUAUUGCCUGCUGACAAACCAUCGUCAGUGAAAGCGUGCGAAAUCACAAACGUCACUUACGACUCUCUCACACUAAACUGCACUCCUGGCCACGACGGCGGUAUACGACAGGCUUUCCUUCUACAGGUAUUCGACAUGGCGACGGGUCUCUUACUCCGUAAUAUAAGCAAUGAGGUACCAGAGUUCGAAGUGUCAGGGUUGUCAGCGAGCGUGUCGCUCGCUGUAUCAGUUAGAGCAUUUAAUAAGAAAGGCUCCAGUGAACCGCUGACACUCACGUCUAGUCUGCUCAAAUAUCCGCAAAGACACACAGAUUCCAUAGAGGAGCAAUCGGAUCAAAAUUCCAGGAAACACCUUCAAAGCAAUUCCACACAAGUGCCGGUGAAGGUGGAAUUGACGACAGUGCUCAUAAUCGUAUUAAUAAUAGUGGGUGUGAUUGCCGCUAUGACUGCUAUAUCGGCCACCGUGUUCUGCUGUCGAUACUGCAAUAAAAGAAAUAAUAAAAAUGAAAAAGAUAAAAGGCAUCAAGAUGAAACUUCAAAUAUACCACUGACUGGCAACAAGGAGACUGAAAGCGUCGAUAGCUUAGAUAAAAACCCAGACAUUAUUCCGCUUGAUGGGAAAAUAAGUGACAGUUGUUCGAAUAAAUCUUCCACCACAGACUACAGUUCAAUACGACCGCUUAUAUCUAAAACUAUAAACGACAAAUACGACAUACCACCUAACUGCGACAGAUUUUAUGACCACUCCAUAGACUCUUGCAACCAAUACAUACAAGUGAGGCCAAUAGAGUAUAGAGUUAGGCCAACUUACCAGCCCGGCUUGGCGCCAAUGGCAAAUUUGGGCCCUAGUAUACAGAGUCUUGGGCCAAUCAGCAGUUUGGGUCAUGUGCCCAAUGUUGGUCCAAACGAAUGCCACAGACCUUACGAUAAGGUGUAUGAAGACUGGUUGAAGUAUAAAAAUGCCUUGCCGCUAAAUACAAGUGGAUUGUUACCAGCUGAGCAACUUAUGCCGCCUGAGCUAUAUGCGUCUCCGCCAACCCUCUACAGUAAUCCAAGAAAUCCUCUCAACCUGGCACAAAUGCCAGACAUAGACACGAGGUACCAUUUGGAGUCUAGAUUAGAUUCCAGGAGUUGUUCCAACUCUCCCCCAGUGAGGUUCAACACGGACAACAACACGGUCUACUUUAGCAAACCUGUGCUGGAUAGGCCGACAAAUACGUUACCCCAUUUAAAAAGUAGGUUAAAUGGUAACACGUCGAAUCAGAGUGAUAUCAAAACUAGUGCAACAAAAUCCACUGACACCAGUAUGGAACAUACCGCAAUGUCUACUCAAGACUGUGGGUGAAAGUGUGAAAGUGAGGUUUGACUUUAAAAUUGUAAGUGUACUUUGACUUUGCAAUGUAAAAUAUAUACAAAGUGUAAAGCAACAAAGUGUUAACCGUCCGAAGAAGUUUUUAUAAGUGA
This is a messenger RNA of Diatraea saccharalis (sugarcane borer), 2651 nucleotides long. Lineage: Eukaryota; Metazoa; Arthropoda; Insecta; Lepidoptera; Crambidae. The record is from the annotation of a GenBank genome assembly.